Messenger RNA from Tachysurus vachellii, 1041 nucleotides. Its product is annotated as E3 SUMO-protein ligase ZBED1-like. The record is from RefSeq and is a predicted model, not a curated record. Gene Ontology annotation, molecular function: protein dimerization activity. Bases 327 to 746 code for a protein of 139 amino acids. Lineage: Eukaryota; Metazoa; Chordata; Actinopteri; Siluriformes; Bagridae. The transcript is spliced from 2 exons.
AAGACUGAAGAAGACAAGCGGCAGUUUUUAUUUCUUGGAGUCAAAAUCUGAUUUUCUGCCGGAUUUCAUCAUCACUUUAAAACAGAUUUAAUAAUAAAAGCUCUUUGUUUCUGUAUUUAAGGCUUCACUUCGUCCUGCUUAUAAGACGGAGACAUCUUCAAAUAUGCCAUGGAGAAUCACAGAAAGUGACUGAAUUCAAGAACAUUGUUGCUGCAUCUCUCAAGCAACGAAUAAACACCGCUAACUUGGAGAAUGCAGGGAAAACUCAUCUUCUCGCGUCUGCCCUAGAACCUCGGCACAAACAUCUCAGGUUCCUCGACGAAAACAUGAGAGAAGAAGUAAGAAAAAACCUUUUUGAACAUUAUCAGAGCAUUUUCCUUGAUGCGAGUGGCGCGGAUGUAGCCGCCACCACCAACGAUGAAGAGGAGGCGGCAAUGCCCGCUCGUCGGAAAAGGCUGAGCCAGUACUUCGGCGAUGAUUACAGAGAAUCCAGCCGAGACGACUGGGAACAGUUCUUGCUGGAGCCAUGUAUUCCACCAGAUGAGGAUCCCAUUCAGUGGUGGAACGAAAACACGAAGCGCUUCACAAAACUUAGUCGCUUAGCACACCGUUACUUCUGUGUCCCGGCAACUUCUGUGCCGUCAGAGCGUGUUUUCUCCGCAGCCGGCCUUAUUGUUAACAGACUAAGGAGCCGACUUUCCCCCAGUCAUGUUGACAUGCUUGUGUUCCUUAACAAGAACAUGUAAAACAAUAGAAAGAAAGCAAAAAAGAUUUGCUGACAGUUUAAAAGGUUCAAAGUUAAAUGUAGCCUAGGCUAUUUGUUUAUUAAUGUUCUGUACAAUAGCCUAAUUGCUGCAGGCGGCUUUAUUUACGUUUUUUUUUUGUUCACUUUUUUUUUGCUUUUGCUCUGUACUUUUUUGUUUGUUUGCACAAAUUGUUAAAGGUUUUCAGCUACAAAACACGAUGUAGCGUAAUGUUUAAGCUUAUUGUGUAUAAGCUUGUUCAAAAAUGACGGAAACAAUAAAUGUUACUGAAAAAUAA